Messenger RNA from Dromiciops gliroides (monito del monte), 5272 nucleotides. It is a transcript of the gene FSTL5, whose product is annotated as follistatin like 5. Gene Ontology annotation, biological process: multicellular organism development; cell differentiation; regulation of BMP signaling pathway. Lineage: Eukaryota; Metazoa; Chordata; Mammalia; Microbiotheria; Microbiotheriidae. The record is from RefSeq and is a predicted model, not a curated record. Gene Ontology annotation, molecular function: protein binding.
GACACAGAGUCCAGCGGGAUCCACACCCACCCUAAGCCUGAAGAUUGCUUCUGAGGUUGCCACCCGCAGCUGCUGACCCAAAGUGCACCCCAGUCAACUCCGAGGCGCCCACCUCUUGGGGGCUGGUAUGCAAAUUAGAUACGUCAGAUGGAGGAGGCGUGACACUCCAGGGUUGAGUGGCAGCGGCUCUAGGACAGAUGGGAGGGGGGAGAACCAGCUUGGUUCAGUGACUGAGACAAACUGGAGGUGAGAGGAGCUGGUGCUGUCCACGGAACUGCUGGUGCUGAACCACUGGACGCACUACCUUCUGGUGCUCCUGAGCCCCAGAGACAACGCCUUCGACCACCCCCUUGCACCUUGAGGACCCUAUCUCCCUAGUACACUCCGAUCAACUUGAUAAGGGAGAAAAUUGUAUCGAACCUGGGAGACUUCUCAGUUCAUCACCUGAACCCCGUUCAGGAGCUUCAUUGGGAAUUUCUAUAGUUUUCGACCAAACUGCUAUAAUCUUUUUUUUUUUCUCCAUCAGAUACGGUCCGUUGAUUUUUUUUCUUUUUAAAUUGUAUUUUAUAUAUGCACAACGAUUAGGUGCGACGACAACAAAAAUUUCCUUGAGGACUUUUAUUACUGUUAAUAUCAGGUGAAUACCAAUAAGGAUGAUUAAGUGCUGGUCAGCGAUUUUGUUUCUUGGAUUCAUUUUUCUGAGAGCAGAAGGAAGGCCAACGAAGGAAGGAGGAUAUGGCUUAAAAUCCUAUCAGCCACUAGUAAGAUUGAGACACAAGCAGGAAAAAAGCCAAGAAAGUUCAAGAAGCAAGGGGUAUCUCAAUCAGAAUGUUCCACUUGUAUCUUGUGAAAAUAAGUACUGUGGCUUGGGAAGACACUGUGUUAUUAGCAGAGAGACUGGACAAGCUGAGUGUGCUUGCAUGGAUUACUGCAAGCCUCACUACAAACCUGUGUGUGGGUCAGAUGGAGAAUUUUAUGAAAAUCACUGUGAAGUACACAGAGCUGCCUGCCUGAAAAAACAGAAGGUUACUAUAGUUCACAAUGAAGAUUGUUUCUUCAAAGGGGACAAGUGCAAAGCUACUGAAUUCAGCAAGAUGAAAAAUAGAUUCUUGGAUCUACAAAAUCAGAAGUAUAUUACACAAGAAAAUGAAAACCCACCUGAAGAUGAAAUUGUUCGGAAGAAGCUGCUGGUAGAUCAAAUUAAAUAUUUUGACCCUCUAGACAACAAUGGACUUGUAGACAGUAAUGAACUAUCUCAGGUAAUAAAACAGGAUGAACUUGGCAAGGAUCUGUCUGACUGUUCACUGUUUGAUCUGCUGAAAUAUGAUGACUUUAACUCGGACAAGCACCUAGCCCUUGAAGAAUUCUACAGAGCGUUCCAGGUUAUCCAGUUGAGUCUGCCUGAAGAUCAGAAACUGAGUAUCACAGCAGCAACAGUUGGACAGAGUGCUGUUCUAACCUGUGCCAUUCAGGGAGCCCUGAGACCUCCCAUCAUCUGGAAGCGUAACCACGUGGUUCUAAAUAGCUUAGAUUUGGAAGACAUCAAUGAUUUUGGAGAUGAUGGAUCCCUGUACAUUACUAAAGUUACCACCACACAUAUGGGGAAUUACACCUGCUAUGCAGAUGGCUAUGACAAACUAUACCAGACUCACAUCUUCCAAGUGAAUGUUCCGCCAGUCAUCCGUGUGUAUCCAGAGAGCCAGGCUAGAGAACCAGGUGUAACAGCUAGUCUCCGCUGCCAUGCAGAUGGCAUACCCAAACCACAGCUUGGUUGGCUGAAGAAUGGAAUCGACAUUACUCCAAAACUAUCUAAGCAGUUAACUCUUCAAGCAAAUGGCAGUGAAGUUCACAUCAGUAAUGUGCGCUAUGAAGAUACAGGAGCAUACACCUGUAUCGCCAAGAAUGAAGCAGGGGUAGAUGAAGACAUCUCAUCUCUAUUUGUAGAAGAUUCUGCUAGAAAGACACUUGCUAACAUAUUAUGGCGAGAAGAAGGUCUGGGAAUUGGGAACAUGUUCUAUGUUUUUUAUGAAGAUGGAAUCAAAGUGAUACAGCCGAUAGAAUGUGAAUUUCAGAGGCAUAUUAAGCCCAGCGAGAAACUCCUUGGAUUUCAGGAUGAAGUUUGUCCUCAAGCUGAGGGUGAUACAGUUCCGCGAUGUGUAUGGGCUUCUGCUGUUAAUGUCAAAGACAAGUUCAUUUAUGUAACUCAGCCUACUCUGGACCGAGUACUCAUCGUUGAUGUACAAUCCCAAAAAGUGGUGCAGGCAGUUAGCACAGACCCUGUCCCUGUGAAAUUGCACUAUGACAAAUCACAUGAUCAAGUAUGGGUGCUUAGCUGGGGAAGCCUGGAAAAGACCUCACCAACACUACAGGUAAUAACACAGGCCAGUGGCAGUGUUUCUCACCACACAAUUCACACCCAGCCAGUUGGGAAGCAAUUUGACAGAGUGGAUGACUUUUUCAUUCCUUCUACAACUCUCAUCAUCACCCAUAUGAGGUUUGGAUUCAUUCUUCACAAAGAUGAAGCUGUACUCCAGAAAAUUGAUCUGGAAACUCUGUCAUAUAUAAAGACAAUUAGCUUAAAGGACUACAACUGUAUUCCUCAAUCUCUGGCUUACACUCACCUUGGAGGAUACUAUUUUAUCAGUUGCAGCCCAGACAGUACUGGGGCUAUUCCACCCCAGCUCAUGGUGGACAGUGUAACAGACUCAGUCAUUGGAUACAAUGGUGAUGUUAUGGGUACCCCAUAUGUUUCUCCAGAUGGACACUAUCUUGUAAGCAUUGAUGAUGUGAAAGGCCUUAUGAGGGUCCAAUACAUUACCAUCAGAGGAGAAAUCCAGGAUGCAUUUGAUAUUCACACUAACCUCCAUAUAUCUGAUGUGGCCUUCCAGCCCUCUUUUACUGAAGCCCACCAAUACAAUGUCUAUGGCAGCUCAGGCAUGCAAACAGAUGUGCUCUUUGUAGAACUUGCCUCUGGAAAGGUUAAGAUGAUCAAGAGCCUCAAGGAGCCUUUAAAGGCAGAAGAAUGGCCUUGGAACCGAAAAAACAGGUUAAUCAAGGACAGUGGGCUCUUUGGCCAAUACCUGAUGACACCAUCCAAGGAAUCCCUAUUUAUCUUAGAUGGACGCCUCAAUAAGUUAAACUGUGAGAUAACUGAAGUAGAGAAAGGAAACACAGUCAUUUGGGUAGGAGAUGCCUAAAGAACCAAGCUAGAUAACUACUGAAUGAAUAGUUUUAUAGUACAUUGCACUUAACUCCAUUCUUUCAAUUUAUGGUUUUUCUUUGGAAGUUUAUAUUCUAACCUGGUAUAACUUAGAUGAUUUGCUGGCCCAGUGGAAUGUGGAUUUUAAUAUGGCAAAGCUACAAAAAUGUCUUUGAAGACAUAUUGAUUGCAAUCAACAUUAGAAAUAGUGGAGAAUUGUCCAACUUUUGCAAGUUCCAUAGUUAUACUAUAAACUAAUGAUCUCAGAGAAUUUUCAAGAAUAAGUAGAAAACUAUAUCAAAACUACAAAAAUUUCCAGUAACUUAAGCUACAUUACAUCUUAAGAGAGAUUGAGGUUUUUUUAUUAUUAUUUUUGUUUUUGUUUUUUACCUCUUUCAGUUCACUUCAAAUCACAAAUAAAGGUAUGUGCAACCUUAGAAUUCUGAAAUGAAAACAUUCUGUCCUGUCCACUGUUUAUAAUCUUUUUGUGCCUUGAAGGGAAUGUCUCAUGAGGAAAGGGAAGAAUAGAAGUAUGAUAAUUUAGUCUCAUGUGGCUUUAAAUGGAUGAUCCUAGGAAAGAAAAAAAAAACAAAAAACAUUUAGUCCCUCUUAAGCCAAAUCUUGCCUUCAGUCAUUUGUUUGACCCUUGGUGAAAGACUCUUUGAAGGCAUAAGUUGGCCCUGGGAUGUGUGUAGGUAACAAAAGGUAGAAUUUGAAGUGGAAUGUACCACAUAGCAUGGAGGGGAGGUAAAACAAAGUGGGAUGUGGGAAAAAUGCUUGCAGUGUCUUCUGUACUCAAAAUGUUUCUAAUCUCUAGAGUAUGGGUAUAUUUUUAUUGCAGGUUUUGUUUGGUAUGUCACCUGCUUACAUACAGACCUUUUCCUUCAUCAGUAGCCAGUAGAUCAUCAUUUCUUCCUUUCCAGAUAGCCCAGGGUUUGGAUUAUAUGCAUUUGCUUAGAUAAAACUGUAUAUCAUGAAAUUAACACCAGUAUGUAUGAGCUGGCUAGAAAGCUGAUUUUGUAUUAGGCAUUAGACAACUUAAAAAUACAAUUCAGAGAACAAAAUUGUUAUCCCAUAUAUCAGUCAUCUAAAGUAGUGAAUAUCCAUUGCCUUUGAUAUUUUACCUGUAUUUUCUCAAAGAUUGUCUUUGGUUUGUUUUUUUUUGUUUGUUUGUUUUUUUGUUUCGUUUUAUUUUGCUUUAUCAUUGGCUUAGCCUGUUCUUCCCCUACACAAUUUAUAACUGCUCAAUCAAUAGACUCUCUCCCUUUAAUUGAAAAGCUAGAAACUCCUUUUCUUUAGGGCAAUAGAUGGAGACUAUUAUACUCUUUAUUUCACUACUCUCCAUUCUUUUGUAUUCUCUCUGUCACUAUAUCUCUCUUCCCCUUCUUCUUUAUUUUUUCACUCUAUUUUUUCACUCUUUGUCUCUCUGUUUCUCUCUCUCAAUGGUCAAUAUAGUCUCUCAAUCUAUCUCUGCCACUGUUUCUGUCACUCACUAUCAGUUUCUAUCAUUUUCUGUCUGUCUCUGUCUCCCUCUCAGUAAAACAGAGGGCUGAUUUAUUAUAAUAAUGUCCUUAUUUACCAUAAUUGCAUACAUAUUUAGGAAGUUUGUUUUUUUUCCUUUAUACUUCGAUAAAGAAUGUAUAUGGGCUAUUGGAAUGACCUACAUUUAGUAAAGGCAACCAGGAAAGGUCUUUUUUAAAUACAAAUUUUAAUCUGGUUUAGAUUGUGUAAAAAUGCUUAGAAAACUGAAAUUUUAUAGCGUGUAAUCUCUUGUGUGUAUAUAGUAUCCUGAGCUACGUGGUACAAUAGAUCUCUCUUUAGCUUGAGGAAACUUCCUGGGAGAUAGAUUUAACAAACAACAACAAUCUGCUUAUGUUUCUAGUUACUGAAUCUGCUUUCCCUUUUAACAGUUUCUCCCAUUGUGAACAUGAACCAUGUAAGCUGUUAUUUAAUGAUUUACAGUAGGUCUGUCUCAUACACUCUUCUUCUGUAACUUACAACAUGUGGAUGUUCUGUCUGUAGAAAAAAACCUGCUUGAUAAAAGGAGAAUAAACAAACCCCUUACAUUUUAAA